Messenger RNA from Corticium candelabrum, 1774 nucleotides. RefSeq names its product hepatitis A virus cellular receptor 1-like. Bases 5 to 1651 code for a protein of 548 amino acids. The record is from RefSeq and is a predicted model, not a curated record. Gene Ontology annotation, molecular function: signaling receptor activity. NCBI's taxonomy places the organism in Eukaryota, Metazoa, Porifera, Homoscleromorpha, Homosclerophorida, Plakinidae. The transcript is spliced from 4 exons.
UAUCAUGAGUUCGACGGCAGCAAACGCUCUGGUUUUCUUGGUUGUUCUUACUCUACACACGUUGUCUGAAGUUUCAAGUUGUUCGUCAGGAUGGACUCUCAGUGGAAGUAGUUGCUAUCGCCGUUUCAAUACGAAGAAAACGUGGGAUAAUGCUGAAGCUGAUUGUGUCAAGAGAGGCGGACAUCUCGUAUCUAUUGGGUCAGCACUUGAAAAUACUCUAGUGUAUGACAUAGAAGGAAGCAACAACAGCAAGAUCGUUUGGAUUGGAAUAAACAAAGAUAGGUCAAGCAAAUUUUGGAGUGAUGGUACAGAUAUUUCAUAUACGCAUUGGGAUAUCAAUCCACGACGACGACGACAACGACCACUUGACGACAAAGAUUGCUCAAGAAUGUUUACCAACAGUUGGUGGCACUAUCAAGACUGUACAAAUGUGUAUUAUUACGUUUGUGAAACACUCGUCCCGACAACCAACCCUCCUACUACUAUUGUAUCUUCAGUGCAAAUAUCUACCGCACAGUCAACCACUGUUGCAGCCACUACGAAUCGUUCUACAACCAGAAAUCCCACCACGUCUGCCUCAAUUACAACGCAAUCGACGUCAGUAGCAACGACUGUUGUAUCACCGACUACUGCUGAAGGCAGCACACAGUUGGUGUUUACUACAGUUUCCACGUCUUCUCCGAUAACAACGCAAUCUACGUCAGCACCGACAACCGUAUCAUUGUCAGCUACUGCUGAAGGCAGCACACAAUUGCCUACCACCACUUCUACGUCUGUGUCAGUUGCAACGCGAUCUACAUCAAUGCCCACAACUGUUUCACGUCCCAACACUGUUGAAGUCAGCACACAACUGCCCACUACAACUUCUACGCUUGCGUCAUCCAGAAAGGCUACAAAAGCAACAACCCGUAUGUCAAGAACAACGACUGCUCGCGCUAGUGACGCUCUUUCUGCACCAAUUAGCUCAACACCUUUGUUGACUGUUUUGCCUCGUCGUUCUACAGAGGCUAUGGUCACGGAACGUAAAUUCACGUCACAAAUACACACAACACAAAUUUCUAGGGUCAGCAAUUCCAUCCAGUCAACGUCAGCCACAACUCCUGAGACAACGACACAACCGACUGCAAAUCUAAACGUGCAUAUAAUAGCAAAUGAAGCAAGAUCGAGUUCUUCAAACACCACAAUGUACGCAGCAGUUGGUGCUGCAAUUGUAGUUAUUGUUUUAAUCGUGUCUGUAAUUUCUGUCUUUCUCUUCUGGAGAAGAAGAGAAGGAAAGUCGGGUUUUAAAACAAUUCAAUCACAAGAACAUGUGGCAGACAAAUCAUAUGCAAACGGUAUUGUAGUUAAUUCUACAAUUUCAGGCGUUUUCUUUACUAAAAGUGGGUGGGCGGAUGACUUGGAACUUACAGCAACUUCAUCAAAUAGACGACAUGGAAAAAGAAACGCGUCAAAUACAAUAAAUGUAAAGACAUCAGACGAUAUGCAGUUGAAUCAACUAUAUAGCACGCGAAAUCCGAUAACUGAAGACUUCUCAACGGCUGCGUCUCAUAAAGAUUCAAGAUCUGACAAAAUUAAUAUACUCUAUCAAUCAGCAGAUCAGUUGGAGAGACCGACGGCACGUGAGUCAGAGAACGUCAUUUACAAUAUGUGACGUGCUGCUGCAUGGGGUACAACUAGCAGUCACAUGUACGUGUUACGAUUUUACGUCAUUGUGUUAGCAAUGACGUUAGAGAUAAAAUUAAAUCAGCAAUAUGUUUUGAUUUUGUAAAAUACA